AUGAAAUCGCAAAAUACAGAGAAAGUGCGCAUCUCUUCUAAAGUGCUUAAUUCUAACAUGAAAAGACCUAGGAAGAAACCCUUGAAACCACAACGGGGCUGUGUGCCAUCUCUUUAUGGUUAUGCGUCGUAUCGGAAAGUAUGGUGUCAUUUGAGAAAACGUGAACAAUUAUGUGAUGGCAUAAUACGAACAGUUGAUGGAGAAGUAAUCGGCGUACACAGAGCUUUGUUAUCCGCAAUAAGUCCAUAUUUUAAGGCAGUAUUUACAAAUAUUCUUCAAGGUGGUCGACCAGAAAGAACCGAAGUAACUGUAGACAUUUCCAAAAAUAUCCUUGAAACUAUAUUGGAUUAUGCUUACACAGGCCAUUGUCGCGUAUCUUCUGCUAAUGUUGAGGACCUUUUAUCUGCAGCAGAUAGAUAUGAAGUGUUAGGUGUGGUUGAUAGAUGCUGUUAUUUUCUCAGAUGUGCGAUGAAUUCAAAGAACUGUCUUGGUAUUUCAAAAUUUGCUCGUCUUUUCUGUUGUACGGAUCUAAAAAAUGAUGCUGAGAAAUAUAUUUUGGAAAAAUUUCAUGAUGUUCGGCAAGAAAGUUUAGAGUUUUAUGAAUUAACGGCAUACGAACUCCGAAACAUCUUGGAGAAUGAUAAUCUCAAUGUGAGAAGUGAAGAAGCCGUUUUCGAAGCUGUGGCUGCAUGGGUUUCCUGGAACGCUCCUGAAAGGAAAGUCUUUUUGCCUCAACUGAUAUCAUGUCCGCGUUACGGGCUAAUGAACGAACAUUAUUUCUGGAAAGUGGUGCAGCAAUAUCCACGUGUUACGGAAAGUUCGGUGAGUUGA
Messenger RNA from Gryllus bimaculatus (two-spotted cricket), 831 nucleotides. Lineage: Eukaryota; Metazoa; Arthropoda; Insecta; Orthoptera; Gryllidae. The record is from the annotation of a GenBank genome assembly.